AUGGAAGCUUCAAUGCCUGCAGGUCUCAGUCCGUCUCAAAGACUACAAGUGAUUGGCACUUCAAUAUACUCGCAAUGUACGGCAACAGCACAGUCUUUGGCGUGGUCACUGCUCGGCCAAAAGAGGAAGUGCGAUGAUCUUGAGGGCGACGACCACAACAACGAGGAAUCGAUAAACGAAUCAGAGUCAGCCUCGCCUUGCCGACAAUUGCGAAAGCGCACUCGAAUCUCUUACGCAGAAUUUGCCGAGUCCGACGUCGAAAGUGAUGCAGACUCGGGCUACAGCUCCGAUUCAUCUGUUGACUGGGCCUCUCCCUCGAAGCAGACUAAGCCUAAGCGCGCACGCAAGGAAAAGCCUGUGAAGGUCUUCCCUUUCUUGUCUUUGCCUAGCGAGUUGCGCAACAAGAUUUACUCGUUGGCCCUGGAGGACCCCGAUGGUAUGGUCUUGCAUGAAGGCUGGCGUGCCACAUCGUCGCGCAACCUAGUAUACUCGGAUCAGGGCUAUCACAGCCAAGAAGGGCAGGCUUCAUGCACGUUGAUCCCGUCCCUACUUGCUGUGAACAAGCAGAUCUAUGCCGAAGCAGCAGCGAUACUCUACUCACAACCUCUUCACUUCGUCAACACGACGGCUUUACACAGCUUCCUAGCGCCCUUGAGCAACCAAACUGGGUCCCUCAUCCGCAAAAUAACCAUCCACAACUAUGAAAACUGGGGUCGUGGAGUAAGAAAGGCAAUGAACGUCUCAGCAAUGACUCUUCUUCGCAGCUGCAGCAAUCUCGAAACGUUGCGUAUCGAAGGGUUUUCAAAUUACUACUGGCACGGCCGGUACUGGAACAAACCAACUACCCAAAAAGCCGGUAAAAUCGAGGGCACUGGCAUAGCACAGCAGAUAUAUCGUGAUGCUGCUUUCUGGUUCGAUACUAUGGGGGCCGAAAGGGCGCUGCGAGUAUUGGAUAUAUCUGGCCUUCAACGUGACACAGGGGAUGCCAAUGACGAGGAAGCACUGAGAAUUGCCAAUGUCGUUUUUGUCGAAGAGUUGACCGCGCUGAUCAACAGAAAGGGCAGAGGCAUGAAAAAGAGCAGAAAACCCAAGGCCACUCGUGCAUAG
This is a messenger RNA of Aureobasidium melanogenum CBS 110374, 1107 nucleotides long. RefSeq lists its product as uncharacterized. The coding region runs from base 1 to 1107 and encodes 368 amino acids. The record is from RefSeq and is a predicted model, not a curated record. The transcript has 2 exons. Lineage: Eukaryota; Fungi; Ascomycota; Dothideomycetes; Dothideales; Saccotheciaceae.